Messenger RNA from Setaria italica (foxtail millet), 867 nucleotides. RefSeq lists its product as uncharacterized. Bases 14 to 568 code for a protein of 184 amino acids. The record is from RefSeq and is a predicted model, not a curated record. NCBI's taxonomy places the organism in Eukaryota, Viridiplantae, Streptophyta, Magnoliopsida, Poales, Poaceae. The transcript is spliced from 3 exons.
UUUCAAUCCGGAGAUGCUCCGCACGAAGAUGGUGGCCGCGGACUUCAUCGACCUCAAGGUCCGCGAGCUCAAGCGAGAAAGAGACUACCUCAACGGCAGGAUCGGUUGUAUGCAGAGCUGGUUCAACAAGAUGAAGAGGAAUCUGGAGGACGGCGGGCCGCACAUCCCUGCGCGCCAUGAGGCUCUGCUGAUGUUUGGGCCCCGGAUGUAUCUAAAUCUCAACCAGAUUGGAACCAUGGACCUCAAGGAGUUCAAGGAGCAUCGGCAGGAGAUACUCGAUGAGUACUUGCACUUGCGCGUGCCAGCUGCUAGCGCUGAGCUGGACUACUACAAGCAGCCGGCCGCAAUGUGGAGAGAGUUUCAGGACCAGCUAUCCCUGAAGAAGAUCAACAUGCAUUUUCUCAAGAUCAAGAUAGAAGGCCUGGUGCUCCUUCGUGAUCGUAUAUCUGUUGGCAUCAAGUUCCUGGAGAGGCUCUCCACCGCGAGGAUUUACAUGGGCUGCGGGGACGCCGAUUUCGGAUCCUUUCGUGACAUUGGCAUUGGGGACGACAUGGACAUCGAUGAUUGACAGAACGAAGCUACAAAGUGAUGUUCGCCUCUGUGCUCUCCAGCUGUGAAUCCGCUUGUGUCCGUCUUUGAGUUACUCCGUCUAUGAGAUUUCAGGGUGUGUGUGAGGGUGCAGGUGCAUCUCUUUGAGUUGUGAAACUCAGCAAGUUUUGUGGGGGAGGUGCUUGUCCUUUGUGUUCCCUGGUGCUAGCCUUAACGAGUAGGUGUAGUGUUGUUUGUCUUUGAGCUUCAGGCUGCUAGGUGGUGGCCUCGUAGGAGGAGUAGGUGUAGCAUGGUUGUUGGAUGCAAUAAGUCGUUUGA